AUGAACACCUCUGCGCCCCCAAUCCCCAGUAAUGGCGCCGACACGCAAAGGACUACGUCGAGCCGUGUGCCGCGAAGGACAGGCAAGCCCGAGCACAUGAAUGGGCCUCUCUACCGGCAAGCCAACAGCAAUGUCGUCCUUGUUCGCCGCCCCAAGAGAAAGAACGAAGGCGCCUGGAAACAGCUGACGCGGUGGUUCGUCGACAACCAGAUUGGAGCCUCGUUCAACCUCCUCGCUCUGCUGUUUCUCGCUCACGGCAUGCCUCGCGCUAGGGACUACACGUCCAAGUACUUCACUCUUUCCUACUACAACCCGCAAUCAGGGAAAUACGGAUUGGGCUCCGCCGAUGGCUACCUGAUCCUAUUCUACAUCGUUCUCUUUACUGGUUUGCGCGCCGCAGCCAUGGAGUACCUGCUAGCGCCCUUGGCGAAGUCCCAAGGCAUUGCGAAGAGGAAGGACAUCACUCGGUUCAGUGAACAAGCCUGGAUGGCCAUCUACUACACCAUCUUCUGGCCGCUUGGGCUAUCUCCGUCCUACACGCAAUCUUCGUCGUACCUCAACCUCCACGAACUAUGGACGGCUUGGCCUGACCGCGAAGUUUCGGGUCUGAUGAAGGCCUACAUGCUAGCGGAACUUGCCUUCUACCUCCAAGGAAUUAUCGUGAUUCACAUUGAGGAGCGAAGGAAGGACCAUUGGCAAAUGUUCAUUCACCACAUCGUCACGUGCACCCUCAUUUAUGCCUCAUAUAGGUAUGGCCACACGCGAGUUGGUAACCUCAUCUUGGUGUUAAUGGAUGUGUCGGACCUAAUCCUUCCGAUUGCCAAAUGUCUCAAGUAUCUGCGGUACAACACUUUGUGCGACUUGAUGUUUGGCCUCUUCAUGAUUUCAUGGUUCGUGGCAAGACACGUCCUGUAUCUUAUGGUGUGUUACUCCGUUUGGGCACAUACACCUGAAAUCAUGCCACACGGGUGCUUCAAAGGCGCUAAAACCAACGUGACUGGACCGUUCGAGCCUCCGACCGACCAGGGCCCGCUCUACCUCCUGGAGCCUCUCUGGGACCCCGAGGGCUUGGUCUGCUACAACGAGUCCGUCAAGUGGACGUUCCUCUCUAUGCUUCUCUUUCUAGAAGCGCUCACCAUCAUCUGGUUCUCGAUGAUCAUUCGUGUCGCCAUUCGAGUGGUGAGUGGAGCCGGUGCAGACGACACGCGAAGCGACGAUGAGGGGGAUGCGGUAGAAGACGAGGAUGAGUAUACCUACGAGGUGGCUCAGCCACUUGAAGAGGAGGUUGGUGUCGACAAGAUCGACCUGAAGAACUGGGAGCGGCGGACGGGCGUGAAGAGAACCGAGCCUACGACAACAGGUGUCAGCUUUCCCGGUCACAGUGAUCGUAAAGAGCUCCUCGGGCGCAUCGGUUGCGAAAAGCACGUCGACUGA
Molecule: messenger RNA, 1434 nt
Organism: Canariomyces notabilis
Lineage: Eukaryota; Fungi; Ascomycota; Sordariomycetes; Sordariales; Chaetomiaceae
Product: longevity assurance proteins LAG1/LAC1
Exons: 4
Coding region: 1-1434 (477 amino acids)
Biological process (GO): ceramide biosynthetic process
Cellular component (GO): membrane
Molecular function (GO): sphingosine N-acyltransferase activity
Source: RefSeq, a predicted model, not a curated record